AUGAAACGUUGUUGGGAUCCUGUUCCUACCAAUCGUCCAACGGCCAAGGCAUUAUCUAACAAGUUUAAGUGUUUAUUAAUUAUUUUGUGUCCUGUUAAAGAUGAAUCAAAUGAAUCAAUCGAACUUAGCGAAGACGAUCUUAGCGAGGAUUUUAUCCUAGAAGUUGAAGAAGCAUUUAGUCAGGAAAGGGAAGACAAGUGGAAAUUACGACUAGCAGAGUUGGCUACAAAUCCAAUACCCUUAAAAAAAUCACAAAAUUUGCUAACCAGUAAACGACUUAAUUUUUCAGAGUCCCUUUCUCUAAAACUUAGCGUUGAAGAUUGGAAUAAACUAAGAUUAACCGAUUAA
Messenger RNA from Rhizophagus irregularis DAOM 181602=DAOM 197198, 348 nucleotides. RefSeq lists its product as uncharacterized. Gene Ontology annotation, molecular function: protein kinase activity; ATP binding. Gene Ontology annotation, biological process: protein phosphorylation; signal transduction. NCBI's taxonomy places the organism in Eukaryota, Fungi, Glomeromycota, Glomeromycetes, Glomerales, Glomeraceae. The record is from RefSeq and is a predicted model, not a curated record. Gene Ontology annotation, cellular component: cytoplasm.